Messenger RNA from Salvelinus sp. IW2-2015, 2304 nucleotides. The record is from RefSeq and is a predicted model, not a curated record. NCBI's taxonomy places the organism in Eukaryota, Metazoa, Chordata, Actinopteri, Salmoniformes, Salmonidae.
ACCCCUACUUCCCUCAGCACACCCUACUUCCCUCAGCACCCUACUUCCUCGGACCCUUACUUCCCCUCAGCACCCUACUCCCGGACCCUCUUCCCAAUCACCUACUUGCGGACCCUACCUUCCCUCAGCACUCCCUUAUUCCCGUCAUCCCCUAACUUUCCUCAGCACCCCGUUACUUCCCUCAGCCCCCUACUUUCCCUCAGGACCCACUACUUCCUCAGCGAGGCCCCUACUUCCUCAGGCAACACCCUACUUCCCGCACGUAGCACCUACUCUCCUCAGCACCCCUACUUACCCCGGGACCCUACUCCCAGCACCACCCUACUUCCUCAGCAACCCCUAUCUCCUCUCAGGCUCCGGCUACUUCCCUCAGCACCCGUAUUCCCUCAGCACCCCUACUUCCCUCAGGACCCCCUAAUUCCCUCGCACCCCUACUUCCUCAGGACCCCUAACUUCCCUCAGCACCCUACUUCCCUCGACCUGAUUCGCGAGCCCUUCCUACUUCCUUCUCAGCACGCCUACUCUCCUCAGCCCCCUACUUCCCGAACCCUACUGUCCCACCCCUACUUCCCAUCAGCAACCGCCCUACUCCCUCCGCACCCCUACUUCUCUCAGCACCCCUACUUCCCUCGGCCCUAUCACCUACCCCGACUACUUCCCUUCAGCACCUCACUUCCCUCAGCACCUCCUACUUCCCGCUCUGCCUCCGCCCUCUUCACCUCAGCACCUACUUCUCUCAGCACACCCUACCCCUCAGCCUACCCCCGGACCCUACUUCCCUCGCACUUCCCUAUCCAGCACCCUACUUCCCAGACCUACUGCCCUAGCCCCUAUAGUCGACUUACUUCCCUCAGCAACCCCUAUUCCCGGGACUCUCCUCAGCACCCCUACUUCCCUCGCACCACCUACUAUUCCUCACACACCUACUUCCUCUCACACCCCUACUUCCUCAGCUCCCUAGCUAUCCGCUCAGCAACCCCUACUUCCCUCAGCCACUCUCAGCUACCCCACCACCACUUCCCUCAGCACCCUACUUCCCUCAGCGCCACUGACCCGGCCCUACCCAGCACCUAUAUACCCCUCAGGACCCCUACUCCCUCAGCACCCCUACUUCCCUCCCCCACUCCCCAACCCCUCACUUCCCUCAGCACCCCUACUUCCCUCAAGCGACCUACCUUCCUCAGCUACCCCUACUCUUCCGCGGACCCGCUACUUCCCAUCAGGCACCUACUUCCGCCGGACCCCCUACUCCUCAGCACCCCUAUUCCUGCGGACCCUAUUGUCCCUCUUAUGGCACUCCUAACCUUCCGAAACUCCUACUUCCUAGCCCUCCUGCACCCUCUACUUCCCGCGGACCACUACUUCCUCAGCACCCCUCCACCUUUCCGCAGACCCCUACUCUCCCUCAGCACCCUUAACUUCCGCGGGACGGCCCUACUCUUUCUCAGCACCCCUACUUUCCCUCAGCACCCCUACUUCCCGCGGACCCCUACUUCUCCCAGCCCUUCUCUCUCAGCCACCUACUUCCUCGCGCAACUCUUUCCUACUUCCGCGGACCCCUACUUCCUCAGCACCUACUUCUUCCGCGGACCCUACUUCCUCAGACCCUAUUCCCUCAGCACCCCUACUUCCCGCUCGGACCCCUACUUCCUCAGCACCCCUUCCCUCAGCACCCUACUUCCCUCAGACCCCUACUUCCCUCAGCACCCCUACUUCUCCCGCGGACCCUACUUCCCUCAGACCCCUACUUCCCUCAGCACCCCUACUUCCCUCAGCGACCCCUUACUUUCCCUCAGCACCCCUACUUCCCCGCGGACCCCUACUUCUCCUCGAGAUCCCCUACUUCCCUCGAGACCCUACUUUCCCUCACUUCAGCACCCGCUAGAAUUCCCUCAGGACCCUCUACUUCCCGCGGACCCCUACUUCCUCAGCACCCUACUUCCCCGCGGACCCCUACUUCCCUCAGCAACCCCUACUUCCUCAGCACCCCUACUUCCCGCGGACCCCUACUUCCCUCAGCACCCCCUACUUCCGCGCGACCCCUACUUCCCUCAGCACCCCUACUUCCUCAGCACCCCUACUUCUCUCAGCACCCCUACUCUCCCGGACCCUAACUCCUCUCCGCACCCCUACUUCCCGGACCCCUACUUCUCUCAGCACCCUACUUCCUCAGCACCUACUAUCCGCGCAGACCCUUACUUCUCUUCAGCACCCCUACUUUCCUUUGCAGACCCGCCUACUUCCUCAGCACCCCUACUUCCUUGGACCUCUACUUCCGUCGAACCCCUACUUCCCGGGCCCUAA